AUGACGCCACUAAAAGCUACCCAGGCAAUGAAGAUACUACUCUCAGUUUUAAAGUUUGCUGCAGGAAGCGGGCUAACUCUGCAUCGCCUCCUUCCGCCACCGCUUCCCCGGGCGGGCGGGGAAAGCGAGCCCAAGGACGCGCGCGGGUCUCCAACCUACCUUGAUGAUGCUGCUCCGGCGGGGCAGGCCGCCCGGCUUGCUGUCCCUGGGGACGGGACCGGCCGGGCUAGGGGUCCGCGCGAGCGCCACGCCUCGAGGUCCCCUGGCGGGGCUGGCCCGGGCUUCGUCCCCGGACACCCCGAGGCUGCAGUCUCCGUUGGAAACCCCGCCGCUGUCAUAGCGCGCCCGCCCGUGGCCAAGGCGUCCUCCCCCGCCGCUGCCGCCGCCUUCUCCGGUUCCGGCUUUCAGGGCGCCCUUGGCGCUGAGGGCCGGGCCCGGGGAGGUGGGGCGGCUGGCGACGGCCCCCGGGCCCACCGCGACCUACCCGCGGCCAUCGCCUCCCGAGCUUCGCGCCGCCCCCUACAGGCCGCGGGGACCCGUCCGGGCCCAGGUCGCUGCUGGCCGUUAGGAUUGUGGUCUCCCAGGCCGGGUCAGCGGGCGCGGGUCGUACCCUACCGCCAACUGUCAGUCAUCGGAAGCCAUCCCCGGCCCAAGGCACAGCGUGCACGCGGGUCUGCUGCACCUGGUGUCCAGCCUCAGCCCCGGUCCCUUCCCACCCAGUUCCCGCUGGGCUUCCUCGGUGGAGCGGACCCAUUUUUCUAUGCAGAAACAGUUCUCUUGCGUGCUCUUGGACUGCUAAACUCAACGGACAUGAUGACUGCUUGCCAGGAUCUGGGCCAACUGGUACCCUUACUUGGUUCCUGUGACAUGCCAUUCUUGGACCCCUACUUGCUUCUCAAGCUCGACCAUCACCAGUGCAGUAAGACUUUUGACUGCUUUCCUUGGAUCUGUCCUCUACAAGUCCAUACGGCUGCCAGGAAACUACACACUCAGUGGAUUGUAUCAGUGCUUUCCAGCCAGGGAGAAACCACCUCGUUCUUGACACAAGAAACAUGUCAGCAUUCUCCUGUCUCUGAGGAAGAUGUGAACAUGCUGAUGAAUACUCUCAUUCAGCCAGUGGGGAACAGCAAUGUGCUGGAGCGAGGAUUCGAAGCAGCUGGUCACCGCUUCCGGGGGAGAAGUGCCGGCCCAAGCAGACAGCUUCGUCUUAUUUUUCCAGAGAAGCCAUAAAUCUGGAAUAUAAAACUUGCUAUUUAUUCAGUUGAUUUUCUUACAGAUAUCACAAAAUGAAAAAGGUUUUGGUGUGUUUAUUACUAAUAUUAUUAUUAAUAUUUUUGAGACAGUCUCUUACUUACUGUAGUCCAGACUGAUCUGAAAAAUCAGUAGGUAUCCCAGGCUAGUCUGAAACUCUUGGUAAUCCUCCUGGGUGCUGGGAUUAUAGACACCAUAUCCAUCUUUAUUCUUUCUAAGGUUUAUGGAAAGACCUGUUUUCUCCCAUUUCACCUUCAAUGUCAUGAUAAGCAAUAGCUUAGGAAAAUCCUUCUAAACUUGAAUUUCUUUAUAUCGUGCUAACAUGGUUUUUAAGGACACAUUUAUUUUCAUGAAUGUUAGCAGUCAAAUAUCCAAUGUGCAGUGUGUUGCUCCAGCCCGUUCCCUUCAUCUACCAUGUCCCACUUGCAACCUUAGAAAUGUUUCGUCUCUGAAACCCGAAGCCAGAGACCCACUGUCUAGCCAGAAACUUUGCCAAUUCCUCAGUGCUGUUCCAGUGUGCUUUCUGUGUCUAUAAUAAAAACCACGAGC
This is a messenger RNA of Microtus ochrogaster (prairie vole), 1800 nucleotides long. RefSeq lists its product as uncharacterized. Bases 1 to 1230 code for a protein of 409 amino acids. Lineage: Eukaryota; Metazoa; Chordata; Mammalia; Rodentia; Cricetidae. The transcript has 6 exons. The record is from RefSeq and is a predicted model, not a curated record.